This is a messenger RNA of Carlito syrichta (Philippine tarsier), 2599 nucleotides long. It is a transcript of the gene TBL1X, whose product is annotated as transducin beta like 1X-linked. NCBI's taxonomy places the organism in Eukaryota, Metazoa, Chordata, Mammalia, Primates, Tarsiidae. Gene Ontology annotation, biological process: regulation of transcription by RNA polymerase II. The transcript is spliced from 15 exons. Gene Ontology annotation, molecular function: transcription corepressor activity; protein binding. Gene Ontology annotation, cellular component: histone deacetylase complex. The record is from RefSeq and is a predicted model, not a curated record. The coding region runs from base 167 to 1735 and encodes 522 amino acids.
UUUUCAUAUCUUUUCCCUUCUCCCUAGGCUGGUCCCUGCAGACGUCUUGCCAUUUCUAUGAUCGGGUGCUGGGAAGCCCACUGGUCCCAAGGUCUACACAUGAAGUCACCAUAAAGAGGGUGGCUCCCGCUUUGUCAGGACCUCAUCGCCGCGAGGUGAGGCUAAGAUGAGCAUAACCAGCGACGAGGUGAACUUUCUGGUCUAUCGGUAUCUCCAGGAGUCAGGUUUUUCUCACUCGGCUUUCACGUUUGGGAUCGAGAGCCACAUCAGUCAGUCCAACAUCAAUGGGACGCUAGUGCCGCCGGCCGCCCUCAUCUCCAUUCUUCAGAAGGGACUACAGUAUGUGGAGGCUGAGAUCAGCAUCAAUGAGGAUGGCACAGUGUUCGACGGCCGUCCCAUAGAGUCCCUGUCCCUGAUAGACGCGGUGAUGCCCGAUGUGGUGCAGACGAGGCAGCAGGCCUUCCGAGAGAAGCUCGCACAGCAGCAGGCCAGUGCAGCGGCCGCGGCAGCGACCACAACAGCGGCUACGACAACCCAAGCAACUGUUUCCCAUCAAAAUCCACCAAAGAAUGGAGAGACCACCGUGAAUGGGGACGAGAAUGGAGCACAUAACAUAAAUAAUCAUUCGAAACCGAUGGAAAUAGAUGGAGAUGUUGAGAUUCCAUCUACCAAAGCCACAGUCCUUCGGGGCCAUGAGUCCGAGGUGUUCAUUUGUGCCUGGAACCCUGUCAGUGAUCUGCUAGCUUCUGGAUCCGGAGACUCAACUGCAAGGAUAUGGAACCUUAAUGAGAACAGCAGCGGGGGUUCCACUCAGCUUGUGUUGAGGCACUGUAUAAGAGAGGGGGGUCACGAUGUCCCGAGUAACAAAGAUGUUACCUCACUGGACUGGAAUAGCGAUGGAACACUAUUGGCUACAGGUUCAUAUGAUGGUUUUGCAAGAAUAUGGACAGAAGAUGGUAACCUGGCCAGCACCUUAGGCCAACAUAAAGGUCCCAUCUUUGCCUUGAAAUGGAACAAAAAGGGGAAUUACAUUUUGAGCGCUGGUGUAGACAAAACAACAAUAAUUUGGGAUGCCCACACAGGAGAAGCCAAACAGCAGUUUCCUUUUCAUUCAGCCCCUGCACUUGAUGUGGACUGGCAGAACAACACGACCUUUGCCUCCUGUAGCACAGACAUGUGUAUCCAUGUGUGCCGGCUCGGCUGUGACCGCCCAGUCAAAACCUUCCAAGGACACACAAACGAGGUCAAUGCCAUCAAAUGGGAUCCUUCUGGAAUGUUGCUAGCAUCCUGCUCAGAUGACAUGACAUUGAAGAUCUGGAGCAUGAAGCAGGACGUGUGUGUCCAUGAUCUUCAGGCUCACAGCAAAGAGAUCUACACCAUCAAGUGGAGCCCCACUGGGCCAGCCACCAGCAACCCAAGCUCCAACAUUAUGUUGGCAAGUGCUUCGUUCGAUUCCACGGUGCGACUGUGGGAUGUCGAGAGAGGUGUCUGCAUUCACACACUCACUAAGCACCAGGAACCUGUCUACAGCGUUGCUUUCAGCCCUGACGGGAGAUACUUGGCCAGUGGUUCCUUUGACAAGUGUGUCCAUAUCUGGAAUACCCAGAGUGGAAGUCUUGUGCACAGCUACCGAGGCACCGGCGGCAUCUUCGAGGUGUGCUGGAAUGCCCGAGGAGACAAAGUGGGCGCCAGUGCAUCUGACGGCUCUGUGUGUGUUUUAGAUCUGCGGAAGUAACCACAAAAUAUUGUAGAAAAAAGAAAAGAAUUCUAACGGACCAGCAGCGAGUGUGUGGGAUUGCAGCACUGUUUAGACACAAUUCUGUCAGCUCCAAGACUGUAAGAACUUGACUUGCGUUAGGGUGUACUUUGAAACCAACUCGUCCCUGGCCACAGGAGUUUAUAUUUCUUCGUAAUCUUCAUCAAGAAGUUUAAAACAAAGCAAAUAACAGAAGCAAACACAGUCAUAUUAAAGGGAGAAAGAACGGUUCCCACCGAGAACAUUCAGCCUAGGAAGCACAAAGCCACCGGCUAGACAGCGCCGAUUAGUUUUCAUCCAGAACAGGCUCUCUGAUGGCUGAACGGAAAGAAACUUAAAAAGCUGUGCCAAAAAAAAAAAAAAAGCAAAAUGCUGUGAUAAACCAAAUGGGGAAAGAAAAAAACCACUCUCCUCCUCAGGGUGGUUUUUUUGUUUUCCCCUAACAAUUUGGACACUACAGUUGCUCUUGCAAAGGAUGUUCAAAAACCAGUUUGUACUGAUGAGAUGCGCGACUUUGUAAUCCCAACACUUUCUAUUUUCUAGAAUCUUCUUUGUUCGUUUGGUGGUUUUUCUAUCAGCUGAAAUUCUGUCUUCUGGGGGCCUUCAGUCUGAGAUAGAAACUGUUUUUGGUUUGUUACUUCUUCCCUGUGUCAUUCCCUGCCCUGUCUGCCUUUCUCCUUUGUCUGGUGAGGUCUGGUUUUAUCAGUGCACCCUCCAAAGAUACAGCCACAUGGACACGAAGACAAAAUCUCUGAUGGACAACUUUCUUCUCCCCACUCUCUCCUGUCCUACCCUCCCACUCCUACCUAUCGCGUGUGUGCGCGUGUUCUCUCUCUCUCUCUC